AUAUUGCGCUCUAUUCGAACCUUCUCUCAGUCGUGGUAUUUAACGUCUCUCUACUACUGCGAGAACUUUGUCAUUCACACAUUUUGUUAUGCAAUUUCCACUAAUGAGGACUAUCUGAAACUUACUAAGAAGUUAUUUUUCUAAUUAUAGUCAUGAAAAUUGACAGAAAAAAGAUAAUCAAUAGGUGUGGUUAUGAUCAGAAUGAAUGCAUGCUGCUCGCGAAACACCUAUCAGCAUGUCCAGACAAUAAGCUGAUAUCAGAAUUGAAGCGAAUAAACGUUUGGAACUAUGGAAAAUGUGAACUUGGUCUCUGGGCUGAUGUGUUGGACCGACUAGAUGCGAUUUUAGAGAAUGCGGUUACGAAAACAGGAAAGUGGAUGCUUCGUCUUGAUGCUCCAGGAAACUCUACUCUUGUUGAUGAUGUGGUUACCAUUUUGGAGUUCACAGGGCACUUGAUCGAGCACAGUAUAUAUCGCUACUUGUAUGGUUCGUGGUCGCAUAUUCUUGCAUUGUUUGGUUCUUCCAAUCUCGACGUUCUUCUUGCUGUUCUCGGAUUGUCCUACAACUUCAGCAAACGGAGCAAUUACUUCAUCAGACUAGAUCCCAAAAACAAACAAAUGAUUCUUGACCGCCUAGUCUCUAUUGCUGAGACUUGGGGCGGUGCUGAAAAUGGAUUUGGGCUUGCAGCCUGUUGUGAUCCAAAGCAUUUCCCAGAAACUGCCGGAAAUGUCUAUUUUGAGUACAGACCAGAGCCCCCUGCUGGCAGUUCGUCGGCUCAGAAUUCUGUAGGCUCAAACGAGAAGACAUCACCUUCAAGCACUGGCGGAACUAUUAUUCUUCAGGCCCUUCAUCGUAGGAAUCAGUCACCAUCUGAGAUAAUGGAGGAGUUACUGACGCAACACCAAGUGCCUGUAUCUCAACAGAUGGCUCUGUUCUCUCGAGUUCGGCUAGCAACCUACUUUGCUGAGCCAGCGCAACGACAUAAGUGUAUACGUGCCAGACUUCAAGCAUUAUCUAUCUUGUCAUACACUUUUGAAGUCGAUGAACGACAUUUAUAUCCCAGCCUGCUGGACGAACUUGUAGAAGUACUUGGUUUGCCAGAUGAUCAAUAUAUGGGGAUCAAAGCAUGUGCUCUCCGAACAAUGACUGCUAUAGUUAAUUCUCAUCGAUUGGGUAUAAAUUGGGGUUCACUGGUCGGGUCUACUGGACUAUCCAGUUAUCAUGGUGUUUUGCCUAAUCUGACCAGAAAGUGGAUCCAAGGCCUUGUAGAUGGUUCGAUUAAAGCUCCAGCCGGAAGCACAAAUCAGCAUUUCACAACUGCUUUACUGUCUUUCUUAUACCAUCUAGCUUGUUAUGAAGAAAACGUUGGUCCAGGUAUUACACAGAGCACAACGCUUAGUUCUAGCGGUAUUCUGGACACUAUGAUGCAGCUUAUUUCCUGGCACACACCACACAAUGAUUACUUGAGUUAUGUCACAAGGGCAGUUCGUGUGACUGAUCAAAUCCUUAUGAGUAUUUCAUCAAGUCGUCAACAUGUCGUCAGUAUUUUGGUUGAUCGGUUAGACUACGAGGUUGAAGUGGUUCUUCAGGGUGAUCAGAAGUUAAACGUUCCUGAUGUUGAACAAACCUUGAAUACACAGCGCUCUGGACUCAUGAAAUCGAUUCUCAAUCUUCUCAAACGUCUUUGUUUGGAUGCAGAAUGGGGGGAGGUAUUGCACUCAGUUAUGGAUGAGAACUUACCGUCGGUUCUGCGUCGAAUUUUCCUCAAUAGUUCCAGUCAUUUCACUCCACAUCUGUCACUUUUUGCUAUGGAAACAAUUACCAACUAUCUGUACACAUACCCAUCUCGCAUUUCAGCCAUGCAGGAUAAAAAUAUUACAACAGAUAUUUUGAAGGCUUUAACUGAACAACCAUUACCUCAAAACCGUGACUUUCUUGUACAACUACCAGCUUUGCUGAAUACUUUGGCUCUAAAUUCUCGAGGUAUUGAAGCUAUUCUGUCAAGUGGUGUAAUUGGGCGGUAUCUGAACACUUUGGUUUCACCAGAAUAUCUUUCAACCAUGAAAACGAAACGUGUUCGUGAUUUUAUGUCACAAAUUCCGUAUGAUAUGCACUGCAACUCAGGUCAAAAUUUAUCUAACAGUCUCACAGCCAGUCAGAUGAGUAAUGCUGUCCACGAACUACUUCGGUCGCAUGCGGAGCUCAAACCUGUUGUUUCUAAAUAUGCCAUCUCUUGUUUACGUCAUGUUGUGGCUCUUGGGAAGACACCAGCGACGCUAGUAUCAGAAAACGCGUCAUUUAACUCUAGUUAUUCCGAAAUGUCAGCUUCUACUCGAAAUGCUGACGGUUCCAGCAUACUUACGUCGGUAGAUAUCAGCGAAACAGCUCGUGGUAUGCAAAGAUCGUCAGCGAGUACCAGCCAGUCAAUUGCAGAAGCACCAUUGAGUAUGAGUAAUAUCCAGCAUUCUGUUAAUGUCACUGAAGAGGAUGUGGUAAUGUUAUCUGGUGGUGAGGAUGAAGAGGAUGACUAUAACAGUGAUAUUGACGGUAACCAAGAUAGACAAACAAAUACACGUUCUGCAAAUGUCCAAGUUGAAACUAUUGUUUCUAGAGACGCAAUACCUAUAACUAGCAUGGAACCAUCUGCUGAAUGCAGAAGAUUGUCAGUCACAGAAGAUACUUCUAGCGCUGUUUCUUCAGAGGCUCCUUCAGUUCCUCCUAAUUUAUUUCUGUUGGACUUCAUGUUGAAUAUGUGUAAAUUUCUGGAGAAACCGUUAGUGUUUGUAUCACAUAGUACACAGACAAUGUGCCCACAGUUUGUCAGUCAAGGAGGUUUACAAGUUCUAUGUGAUUUAAUUCGUAUGCCUGGUUUGCCGUAUGAUUUUCCUGUUUCUGCAACUUGUGCUUCAUUGUGCAAAAUUUUCGAAGAUUUAGCGAAUUCUGUUGACCUAACUGAUGUAACUAAACCUUUAUUCCAGUGUUUGGAGAUCUCAUUGGAUAAGCUUUCUGCACUGCAUAAUUCUAAUUAUCCAAUGGGUUCUAUACUUCUACGUGAAUAUUUAUCUGGCGAACAUGAAGUGCUGCACGAAUUGGUAAUAUUGGCUUCGGUUAUCUGCAUUUUGGUACAGAUGAUUCAGCAUAUUAAAACUGUAUUUCAUGUAUCAUUAGCUAGUAUUUGGUUAGCUCAGAACUACUUGAAGAUAUUAGGCCGGCUAUAUUUAGGAGUUUCUUGGGAGGCGGGGAUUAUUUUAAAAGUUCUAUUUGGCGACAAAGAUAUAGUUGAGUCUGAUAUGUUAGAUGGAUUAAAAAUAUCUCAAAAUUUCCAACCACAGCAAUCUUCAGAUCCUGGUACACAAAGCAAAGUCCCAACUGAACCAAUACCUCGGUUCGUCGAAGCUUUGCACAUGUAUUCUCUUAUCAAACAGUCAAUUUCAUCUGCUUCUGAUGGUCAAACUACCUUUAUACAUAAACAUCCAGAACUUGUAAAACCACUCAACCGGAUAUUACACGUCACGGCGUUUCUUAUCAAUUCUGUCACGGAAUUAUUUACUGCCCUUGGUAGAUUCUUCUCAAAUCGUGCACAAGUGAAUUACAGACGUCGUCGAGCUUCACUAUUUUCAAGUGAUGCUAUUCCACAAGAAAUGAAAGCUCCUGCUUUAGCUCAAGUUGCAGAUAUUCUUUCAGCUACAUACGCAUGGGAACCAGCUUCGAGUAGUCGUAGUCAUCGAGCAGCUGCAUCCUUAAAUUAUGCUAUUCGUUAUGCUUCUAUUCGACUGACUAAUCUGCUACUUCAUGAUUCUAUCCAAAGGGAUUCCGAUUUAGGAAUGGUUAGUGCCUUUUACAAGCUUAAUGGAAUAAAUCUUUACUUCGGGUUAUUUCGUCAGUUGAUCAGUUUUGAUUUAAAUGAUCCGUGUAUUCGAAAACCAUUAUCUAUUGUCUUAGAAGAAUGGCUUGUAUGUGCUGACCGUAUGAGUAAUGCCAACUUUUGCGCUGCAAUCAGUCCGGACACUUCACGAACAAAUGAUGGUGAUGUGAAUACUGUUAGUGUGGCUAAGAUUACUGAACGCGUUCAUCAGUGCAUGCUUCCUGCCCUUUCACAAUUAUGCUCUCGCACGGAUUUGCAGGAUUUACUCAGUCGCCGGGCUAUUGAACAUUUGCUUAGUAUGCUGGUUACAGUUGUGCCGCGUAUCUUUAAAAGUAAACAACUCACAACAGAUUCUGAAUCAUCAAAUUCUCUUCCUCCAUCUGGUAGUUGGGAUAAGAGUUCUGAUAAUAAUGAAAGUCAAAAUAAUCAACUGCUUGCUGAAAAUAUUCAAGAAGAAGCUUCUUGUACACAGCCUUCCAUUGAGUUUGAUCCACAACUGGAAGUUCGAGAUAUCAAUCAAAGUGAUGCUGAUCGAUUAUCGGAAUUACAUGUAGAAUCUGGUGAACAGAAUGAAUCAUUUUUACACAAUACCAAUACACCUUUACAGCAAUGUCUACCAACUAACACUGAUACUGCUGCAGUUAGUCAGGAUCCAUUGGUUACGUCUCAGGUUAUCGAUCAAAGAUCGUGUCAAUCACAACCAACAAGUCGUAUAACUGUUGAUGCGGAUUCAGACUAUUCAGUCAAUGCUCCUGAAGUUAUGGAAUCUCAAGAUUCAAAUUCCGCUGCUGAUGAUGAUGGUAUACGUGACCCUGAAGCUGUACAGCUGAUGGAAGAAAUGGGUUUUGCUCGGGAUUUAGCUAUAGUUGCUUUAGAGCAAACAGGAUGGAAUGCCAAUGAAGCUGUGAACCUUGUAAUAGCAACUUCUCCAGGUGAUUUAAUGAGAAAUGCGAAUCUAUCUUUAAUUCCUGGCUUAAGAAGAGGAAGAACAUCCCGUAGAGCUCAACAUCGUCACACAACCGGCACAGAAGAAACUAGUGUGGUAAAUGAACCAACUUUGUCAGCUGAUGCAGAUAUUCCAAGGAUUCAGUCUGAUGCCUAUGAACACAUCACAGAAUUUAUUAACAAUUUUAAUACCGAUGAACGACUGGGAUCACUGAUCACCGUAGAAUGUCCUACCAUAACGGGUAGUGAAAUCACUUUGCCAUCAUGCAGUAAUGACCCUCAGAAUGUAAAACGGUCUGUGCCACCUAAAUUUCCAGUGGUAAUGUUAGAGCCAUUCAACGAAAAGUCAUAUAAUGAAGCCCGUGAAUCUCUCAAACAAAAUGUCUUCAAAACAUGCUAUGCUAUUGCUAAACGUCAUCAUUCAGAUCAGAUUUUGCAUCAAAUUGCAGAAUUAUUCCUAUCCAGUGGUGAACAUGAACGGUACAUCAAUGAAUUAUUUGCUGUAGUAACAUCCAGCCUAAUGUCAAACCUCGAUAUUUCACCUACACUUGUCAGCAGUAAAACUUCCAUUGAGUUUCUCAGUGAAAAUCAAGAGCUUACAAAUCAUAAGAAAGAGUAUCAAACUGUUGGAUUACAUUUACUUGCUCUCUUAUUCACAAGAUGUCCAUCAGUCUGUGCUUGUCUAGCUUGGAAUCAUAAACUGCCAAGUGUUCUGGUUCAGUUUAUUUCACAAUCUGACAUUGUUGGUAAAUCGGUAGUAUUGGAUAGUAGUAGUGGCACCAGUAGUCUGUAUGAACACAUGGAUGUGGAUGAAGGUGAACAAAGUUCAUCUCAUUAUUUAACUUCUAUUUCGCAACAAGAUUAUUAUAAAACAUUGACUUUGGUAUUUCUAGUUCUGGAUCAGUAUGAAAGAAGUAUUCAGGCUAUGCGUUUACGCCAGGAAACCACUAAACUUUACGCUUCAUGUAAUAAUUGGCAUUGGUUCGAUAAUCAAGCCAUGCUUUGGCAUCCAUAUGCUGAGGAAAAUAUGCAAGCUAUCGACAAAUGUUUCCACAAAGGUGAUUUAUGCGCAUCUUGUGAUAUUAAUCGACGACCAUACACUGUUGAAUUUCCAACAAUGACACAAGUAAAUCUGAUCAGUAUGCACAGGCGUCCAGUACUUCUUUUUCCAACAAUCUUUACUGAUUCAGAAUCACCAAAUUCAUCCACACAAAUGUCAGCCUAUGAAUUGAAUCUGAUAAACACAGAAAUACCUGAAUGUUUAAAUCCAAUCGAACGUUCAAAGUUAUGUCAUGCAUUGUUGAACCACUUUCGUGCAUUCAAAAAGGCAUCAUCUUUAGGAUCAGAUAAUUUGACAAUAGAAAAGCUUCCCUUAGGUCAAUCACCGCUUCCAUCAGAUUGUUUAAAUGCUAUGUUCAGAUUGCUUCUACGUUUAUGCUUUACAAGUCAUGAGAAUGCAGAUGAAAUAGCUGAAGCUGACUUCUUGACCACACUGUUUUCCUAUCCACAUGCUCAAGAGUUUUCGGCUGAAUUUUCAGCUUUUGUCGGUGCUCUUAUAUCUGAAGUUUUUGAUGAUACUAAUACAACUGAGCGAAUAAUGAAAGAAAUUUUAAUUAAAAUGUCAAAAUAUGGUGUACCCAAUGUGUUCAUGGGGAUUGAUGCUGGUCCAAGAGCAUGCCGAGAUUUGUUUUACCUGUUGAGUUUGUGUGCCCCAUUAUUUGCAAAGGAUCAACAGCGUGCUCUUAAACUUGCAACGGAAACUUUCAAUUUAUCCCUGCCUGAAACUAAUGUGGAAAAUAAGAUUUUUCCAAAAUCUUAUAUUGUUGAAGAGACUACUAGUCCUGCUUCUGAUCGACCUUCAAUUAUAUCAUUUCCACUUAGUAGUCGACAAAAGCAUCUACUUACUCAAUUGAUGGAUUUAAUUAUGUGUUCGAAUUGGAAAUCGAAAUCGAACUAUCAUUUCAAUGCUACAAUUGGUGUCCCAUAUCUUGAAGAUAUAGAUGCACGUGGAGAUGAUGCUUUCACUUCACUGGCUACAGGUGGUCCAACAUCAGUAACCACUAUAUCUCCAGCUUCGAGUACAACGGCUGUCACUUGGGUUAGCAAUACUACAACUGGGCAGUCUGCAAGUACAUGUGGUCGUCAAGACCAAGGAUUAACAGAAAAUGCUACAACUAAUCCAUCAACUCAAAUCGAUUCCGCUAAGCAACAGACUGGCUAUGUAGUUCUUGGCAAGUUAGAUGCUAUGCGGUACUUGAUUGAUUUAGUCGGCUCUUACAAAUCUGUUGCUGAAUUUGUUGCAAUGUAUAAACACAAACAUUCCACGGAACAUGCUCCUAUGGGAAAAUUAAGCACUGAUAUAUCAAAGUAUUCUUUUCUGUCAUAUCUAUUUAGUCAUCAGUUAAAUGAUUCUGGAACAACAGAAGUUACAAUGUCAUUGUUGGAAAAUUUAAUUCUAAUCAGCUGUGAAUCCAUUCAAAGUGUUAUAAUUGGUGAAUUCAAGGCAUCACUUGGUCGGAUUGCAGCUAAAUAUCCACCACUUUCUUCAUCUGAAGACAUCAGACCAGAAGUUGUGCCAUCCACGAAAAACAAUCGAAUUGCUUCUCAUAUGAUGUUUUUAAUGCGAAUACUGUCAUUACCGUCUCAACUGAUCAAUCGCGUUUUACGAUUAUUGUACAAGCGAAGAGUUCCAGCAGAUAUUGCGAAACUGAUAGCUAUAGUUGACUGCAACCUGCCUAACACACAAUGUACAAUCAGUAUCAUGUUACGUGCUUUAGAAAGUCUGACUUUAGUCGAUCGUCAAUACGCCAAAUUUAAUUCUCAACCUAAACGAACCGUGAAUAACACUAUUGGACGACAAUUGAACACUGCAUCAGCGACUAAUGCCGAGUCUGGUGACGUAGAAAUGAGAUCUGUCAGUGUUACGCAAGCGAACUCAGUUAACAUUGAUUCUAUGUCUCAAAGUGCUAUGCACCAUGGGUUAACAUCAUCCGAUCAAAGAAUAGAUACUUCCAUCGGUGGGAAUUCAGUUCACAUGUCAACCGUGAUUCCUAUAACGGAAACGGAUCAAGCUGCAAAUAGAGAUUUUGAGACUGAUUCUGACGAUGACGACGAUGAUGAGGACGAUAAUGAUGUUACUAUGUUGGAUCAACAAGAGUUUUCACACCCAGUACGAAGUGUAAAUUCAGCAUUUAAUAGAUCCAACUUGAUUUUAUCUAGCACGUCACAAGGUAGCACUUCCACCAGUCUUAAUCGUGUUCUUAGUGACGUUUUGGCUGCACAGGCGGAUAUGGUUAUCGGCUCUGAUAAUCAAAAUGAUAACCUGCGUCAACCUUGGCACAGCGUAGCCAACUCAGAUCAAGAGGCUAGAUCAGUCAUAUUUGUCUAUGAUGAUGAAGACGAAGGAAGUUCCGGUCAGGGCGCUGAAGGUAAUAAUAGCCAAGAGGAGGAUGAUGAUGAUGAAGUUCUGGGAGAAGACGAAGAUGAAGACGAUGAAAAUGAUGAUGAUGACGAUGACGACGAACAGGAUGAUGACGACGCUGAGAAUGAUCCUGAUGUUGAAGGUGAUGACGGUGAUGUUGAUAUUAGUGGUGAAGAUGAAGAGGUUGCGUUUGUACUCAGCAGAAGUCGCAGGCAUGAUAACCGAAUUCGACCUUCUGGUCUAUCUAGUCCACGUCGUCGUCGACUGGAUGCUUCUAUCUCUCUUACCGUUUCUACAAGUCGGGCUAACAAUGACCGUGAUCAGAAUCCUGAACCUCAUGAUGAUGAUGAUGGUAACGUGCAUGAUGAAACUGCUGAUAUCGUACUUCAUGAUGACACUCGUGUUGAGGAUGAUGGUAGCUUCGACGAUGAGGAUAUCGAUACCUAUGGAAGGGAUGAUGACGAUACUACUAGAGAUGACGUGACGAUCAUCUUACCCGAUGUGCCUGGCGUCAUCUUCCGUCCCGAGAAUCGUGGACCUCGUGGAAGCAAUUCAGUCGCCGCUGUGGUUGAAGAAACACUGCGUCGAGUUGUCGCACCCCCUUUGAAUGUUAUCUCAUCCAAUGGUCUUAGAGAUUUUGGGACGAAUAGUUUAUCAACUGUAAAUGUCAACCAGUCAAGGGGUACUUCUGGCAACUGGGAUUUACUUUUCCCAGGUUUUACAAGUUUAAUAGCUGGUGAUGGCCCUAGACACAGCGCUGUUGACACUGGCAACAGUUUACCGACGAGCACUACCAUUUUUCGUUUUGGUCCCGAGACAUCAGUAUAUGUAACUGGAAGUAGUAGUUCUAAUCGUUUUGGUUCGUCAGGCGUGAAUUUUGUUUCUUCCGUAGCAAAUAGUCUAUCUGGUCCUACUAGUGCUCAAUCUCAAGUAUUACCAGCUGCAACAUUGGCUAAUCAACAUCCAUUACUUCAGGCGCCAACUACUGUGGGGCCUAAUGUAGGCCCAACGACAAAUAUUACAGCUACUGGAAUGCCUAAUCGUAAUACAGUCUCCAGUAGUAUUAAUGGUUUACGUUUAACUCAUCGCCCCCUAAUUACGAAUACUUUAGCGACGUCAUCAGCAAAUCGUGUAUUUGCUGUUUUACCUCCGAUACCUCAACACCAUGUUCCACCGCAUUAUGGCACUCGUCAUCGAAUUGCAGGCGUGACUGGAUCUCAUCUUUCUUCAGGUGUUGGUGGUUUGCGUCAUCAUACAUCAUUCAAUCGACUUUAUAAUACAGAACCUGAACCAGAUAGUAUUGGUUCAUGUGGUUCCAGCAAUUACUCUCGAAGCCAAACUGUCAGUGAUGCCCGAGAUAACCGAUCGGGACCAGAAGCCAACGCGUUAGUAUGGACAAUGCUAACAAGUCUUGCUGAAGACCAACCGUCUCCUGUUAAUUCUGCUUUGGCUGCUGCUAUUUUUUCCCGAUUUCUUUCACAAGGACAAAGCAGAAGUCAGCAAGGAAUAAUGGAUGUCGGUUCUAGAGGGUUAAGUCAUGGACAGCUAACUCCUUAUGCAGGCUAUGCCUUACCACCACAUUAUCGACGAUGGACUAACCUUUCUCGAAUGUUGUUUGGUCAUGAAAUUAUGGAUCUUAUUCUACUUAGUCGUUAUCAUGUUUAUAAAGUACUCGAGCAGAAACGUCGUGAUACUUACAUCCUGCGCAUCGCAGGAAAUGCAGUUGUCAGUUUACCUGUAGUUACUAGCUCACCAAAUGAACCAUCAGUUACGACUCCAGCACUCGCAUCCAAUAGUAAACCUACUACUGAGUCUACUGAAACUUCUGUGACGUUCACCACUCCACUCGUUACUUGCGUGUUAACUUCAGAAAAUCCUAGUAAUAACCAAGACCCUUCAGCAGAAUCAGUUGUUACAACAGAUGAUGCAACUCUUCAGGUGCAAUUAAAUUCGGACAUUACAUGUGCUAGUGAGACUUCUGAAAUGACGACAAAUUGUGAGAUGCCUAGUGCAUCUGAUAUGGCUGCUCAGAGCGAAUCUGGACCAACUACAGGUGCAGAGAAUAUCUCCAACCUUGCAGCAUCUAGUGCACCAACGAGACCACUUGUAUUGACUGAUGAAGAAACUAUCCAAUCAUUGGUUGAAGGUGGAAUGGAUCCAUCAUUUUUAGAUGCUCUACCUGAAGAAAUGAGGCAAGAAGUAAUCGCUGAUCAUCGUUAUGCGAGACAAGUGCAACAGCAGAUUAAUUCAAUGUCUUUACCAGAGCAUAUUAAUUCAGAAUGGUUGACUGGACUUCCACCACAUAUUCAAGAAGAAGUCUUGGCACAAUUUCGACAAGAACAGCAACAACGCCAGCCUUCUGCCCAACCUGCAGCUGAAUCGGGUGAUAGUAAUCCAAGUGAACAGUCUGCUCAACCUGCAUCUGUCCCAAGUGCUACUGAUAGUAAUACAGCCUUUCUCGUUUCUUUGCCACCUUCAGUACUUCGUGAAGUGUUAGCAGAUAUGGAGGAGUCGCAGUUUGAAACUCUCCCACAAUACUUAGUCGUUGAAGCGCACAGACUACGUCGUGAACACGAAGAACGUUUUGCGCGUGCAGUUCGAAGUGGCAUUUUAUCCCAUUCGAAUGACUCAAGACCUGAUCAUAUUUGGCGUAAUUUCACUACUGCCUCUGGAUUAAUCGGUGGACAUGGACGUUGGGAUGUUCGAUUUCAUUCGAUUAAUCAAUUUCUUCGGCAUCUUAAUACUCUCGAAGGUCCAUUAAAUUUGAAUAAUUCAUUAGCUGUACGUUCAAUGUCUGGUUUCUGUAGUCGUGAACUAGUAGAUCAUGAAGGAUUGACGUGUAUUGUUGUACUUCUUGUAGCUAGUUCAACAUGCUCUCAUCAAAGAACAAAUAUAGUACCAACAAUAAAGAAAGUUCUGCGUAAUCUAUCGUGUCAUUCUAGUACAAGAAACUGGAUUGUCAAUACACUGAUAUCCUUGUUCAACGGAUUGUCUGAAAAGCCGCCUAACUUACAAUCGAGUGUUUCCGGAUCUUCAGCAUGUGUAGAUGAUUAUGUGCCUGUUGCUAGUUCAAGUUCACGUGGUCUACUUUUUCCAGGCAUUACUUCAUAUGAGAGUGAAUUAGAAUAUUCACCCAAAUCUGGAUCUAACAACACAUUGUUCCAAACUGGAUUCGAAGCUGCUUUAGGUUGUUGGGUUAGAAUUUUUCACCCAGUUUCUCAAAGCUUAAGUACUUCAUCUAACCACUUACAAAAUGAUGUACACACUGGGAGACCUACCCAUUGUAAAGACCCUAAUUCAGUUGUACCUGUCCGAUAUAUUAUACACCCACAAGGAGCGGUUCAUGUAGCAGGUGUUCUUCUUGAAACAUUGAAUGAACUAACUCGUGCGUUCCCAUCACAUUUUUAUCCAUCAGAGGUCUCUCACGCAUCAGAAGUAGUUGGAGACUCGAAAUUAUCUUCUUCUGAGACCUCCCAGACCACUGACAUUGCCUCCACAUCAUUCUGGGAUAUAUUCAGUCGACUUUCCCAGUCUUAUAUGACAGCGAUCACUAGUGGAUCUACAACACGUUGUGUAGUUCGACGAACAAGAAUUCCCUCGAGAAAAAGACCAAUUUCAACUUCUGACAAACAAACAAAUGAUCUACCAAUGGAAUCAACAUCGUCGAAAACGUUCACUAAUUUAUGUCCUACUGCUCACUUACCUGCUGAAACACCACAUUCAGCUGUAACAGCAGACAGUUUCGAAAGUGAAUCUACAAAAGAAGUAAGUGAUGCUAGACAAAAUGUUUCAAAGUCAACAACCAACUGUUUCACCGCUUUAUCUGAAUUACUUUGUCAUCAACUGUUACAUGAUCGUCCAGUGAAUCAAGAACGCCUGAUAACAAUUCUUGCUGGAAUAGUGAAAGAUUUUCUGCUUAGCCGAUCACAUUCCGGUUUAUCGGUUGCACAGGCUUCAACUCAUCCAACCAGUCUAGUCACACCUACCACUGUCUUGGAUAAUUCAUCAAAUCAACAGAAUCCUGCUGACAGUUCUGUACAAACUUCUGUUGAACCACCAUCAGCUUCAUCUGCAACAGAAAAUAUUCCCACUACAUCCGUUCCAGAAACCCAAUCUGCUACUUCCACAUCGCCGGUCUCGACUACCGCUUCACUACCGAAGAACUUAAUAAAUCCUUUGAGACCACAAGUUAUUGAAACUUUAUGUCAACUUGUUUUAGCCCCUAAAUUUACUGAAAAUGCUCGAGUUAUGACUUCUCAAUUGAUUACUGACCUGGCACAGGCGAAUCAAGUCAUGAAAGAAUCAAUUCUUCGCUUACUGUGUAUUACAGCGGGACAGUUGAUUUCAAAAAUAUCUAUUCAGUUGCAGAGUCUUAUCAUCGAAGUUGAUAAACGCUUGAAAGAUAAAGUUCUUGAAUCACCACCUCCAAAGAAAUGUCAAAUUAAGCCAUCUUCUUCUCGUUAUCCACCAGAAAUAAGUCGUAUCUCUUCCUAUGAUAUACUGCCAGAUCGCUUUGGUACUCCUGGACAAAUGGUAGUUGUGUCAGGUGAUUCACAUUCUCAGGCUGCUACUAAAUUUUCUGACUUACAAUUAACUUCAUCUGAAGUUUUUACAUGUCCUAACAAUGAUCAAUGUCGUCUUCGUGGUAUAUUGGGUUUAAUGCUGCGUAUUGCUGCUGGUGAUAGUUCACUAGUUAGUUCAAAUCCAAUCCCUGUAUCAUCAGAUGAUCUUCUAAGCUCUGUGCCUGGUGUGAGUGAAUUUUGGAAUCAUUUAUACCAAGCAUUUGAAAAAUUACAAGCGUUAAAUGAUCAGAAUGCUGUUUUGUUAUUACAACCUCUACUUGAAGUAUUUUGUUUAGCUCAUAUCCAUUUAGUAAAAGAUACUAUACUUCUUCGUCAACGUCCAACAAACAAUCGAUCCAAUCGUACUAAUUCAUGUUCUACUGGUGCAUCAAGCCUCAUUGAUAUGGUACCUUUAUUGCAUAUGUGUGUGGAGUCUCCAACUCAGUCAGAACUUGAUUCAAACAGAGCUUCAACCACUGAUCAUCUUGCUCACUUAUAUUUCGAUCUAGGUGGUCCUUUAUCUCCAAGUGGUAUCACUGCAGAAGAAGAUGAAGGAUUUACUACGGAAUGUCCAGGGACUAGUUGUACAGCUUCUUCCCAAAAUUCUUUUUCUCGAAAUCCUAUAAUUCACUUUGCAGAUAAAUAUCGUCGUGGAUUAAGUCAGGUAUUACGUCAACACGGAGCAAAUAUAGGCGAGUCUCCUUUUGCUGUAUUUUUAGCAUAUCCUAGAGUGCUUGAUUUUGAUGUCAAACGCCGUUUCUUCCGACAACAACUUCAAGCUUUGUCCAGUCGCUCAACUUCUAGCAACAGAUAUGAUGAUGAACCCAUUACAGUGUCAAGAGAACGAAUUUUUGAAGAUAGUUAUUCUAGACUUCAUAGAAGAUCUUUGAAUGAAUGGAAGCAUAAGUUUGUUAUUCGUUUCCAAAAUGAAGAAGGUCAAGAUGCUGGUGGCCCACUAAGGGAAUGGUUUUUAUUAAUGAGUCGAGAGAUAUUCAAUCCAAACUAUUGUCUUUUCCGUGUCUCUCCUGCAGAUCGAGUGACAUACACAAUUAAUCCAAGUUCAUAUAUCAACAGUAAUCAUUUAUCUUAUUUCAAAUUUGUUGGACGCUUUAUUGCUAAGGCUAUCCAUGAUAACAAAUUGUUGGAAUGUUACUUUACACGAGCAUUUUAUAAGCAUAUUUUGGGAGUACCUGUCAAAUGUUCUGAUCUAGAAAGUGAAGAUUAUGAAUUCUUCAAGGGAUUGGAAUUUCUCCUGAGUCAUAAUGUAUCAGAUUUGGGUUAUGAAUUAACCUUUAGUACUGAGAUAAAUGAAUUUGGUAAAACAGAUACUCGUGAUCUGAUUGAAAAUGGUCGUAAUGUUCCAGUUACUGAAAGUAAUAAAAAAGAGUAUGUUCGUCUAGUUUGUCAAGAACGUAUGACAGGUGCUAUUCGUCAACAGUUGGAUGCUUUCUUAAGUGGUUUCUAUGAUAUUAUUCCAAAAAGAAUGAUCAGUAUAUUUAAUGAACAAGAAUUAGAACUUCUCAUCAGUGGUUUGCCAAACAUUGAUAUCUCUGAUUUAAAGAUGAAUACAACUUAUUCAAAAUAUCAGCCUAAUUCACCACAAAUUGAAUGGUUUUGGCAAGCUCUUGAAUCAUUUGAUCAAGAAGAUUUAGCACGUUUCCUUCAGUUUGUAACGGGGACUAGUAAGGUCCCUCUGGGAGGAUUCACAAAUUUAGAAGGAAUGCAUGGUCCUACUAAAUUUCAGAUUAGUCGAGCAGCGAUUUCAAGUACUAGUCACUUACCUUCUGCACAUACUUGCUUUAACACGCUUGUAUUACCAGCAUAUGAGAAUUAUGAACAGUUAAGAUCGAGACUAUUGAUGGCUAUACGUGAAUGCAGUGAAGGCUAUGGAAUGGCUUAAUUGAAAUACACAAAACAACAACUUCAUUAUACUUGUUGUCUGUGUGUGUGUGUAUGUUUAUCAUCACUCCUCUUUCUACCUAUUAUGUGUUAUCCCACUUUUAAGCGUGAAAAGAAAAAACCGGCAGCUGCCUGGCUUUACUGUGAUGUAAUAUCAUGAUAGUGCUAUGUAUAUGGUAAAGAGAGGUGAUGUUAAUGAAUUAUUGACAGUACUAUUACGAAUUGCUCCAAUCUAUUUCAGUAUAUAUCUACAUCUCUGUUACUUCUCUUAGAUUUUUUUUGUUCACUAACUCUAUUAAAAUUCUUAUUUCGAACCACUUUUUGAUAUUACAUUAAACUAUGCUCAUUUUCAUAAAUUUACUACAGGAAGUACACAACAUCACAUUCUAUAAACUUAGUUACAACAGUAUCCUAACCAUCUGUUACACACUGUUUAAUUCCCUGUAUUCUUUCUCAUGUAAAGCUGUUGUGUGUUUGUUUUUCUAUACUUUGUUCAAUGAGUGAAUAGUUGAAGAAAUGAUUAUUUGAAACGAGAAAAAUGAAUGAUACCACACAGAAUCCUCUUCUACACACUCAUAUAAAGGUGAGUUUAUUUUCUUCUGUUUUGUUCUCUCUUCUUCUGUCUCUUUUCUAUACACAUAUAAACAUUUCUCUUUCUGAGGAUCUCCAUUUUUCUAACAUUUUUUCCAAAUGUGCGCAUUGUUUCGACUUUUUUUUUGGUUUUGAUUUUUAAAUUAACUAAGUAUUUUCGUUCAUGAAGUUGGUAAUGUGUAGUAAAUUUUUAAUGCAUCUUGUCAGAUUUCUUUUCUGAUAUCUAUAUUUCUUUCAAUUUCAGUUCAAAGUAUAAGAAUUUCCGUAUUAUAGUGAAAUCACAAAGGAGUAUUGUUGUGGUG
This is a messenger RNA of Heterobilharzia americana, 15585 nucleotides long. The record is from the annotation of a GenBank genome assembly. Lineage: Eukaryota; Metazoa; Platyhelminthes; Trematoda; Strigeidida; Schistosomatidae.